Lolium perenne is the source of this 4701-nucleotide messenger RNA. The record is from RefSeq and is a predicted model, not a curated record. Lineage: Eukaryota; Viridiplantae; Streptophyta; Magnoliopsida; Poales; Poaceae.
AUGCAUCGCCACUACGCGGCCGCAGACUGCCGAAGCGAUGCCUCGGCCCCAGUACUGGCGCGGCUGAGAAGACGCAUCGAGGCUGGGUCACUGCUAGGCGGGCCCGACAAAACGUCCGCCAGACGGGAGCGGACACUUUGCGCGUCCGCAGAGUCGCAUUCGAGGCGCAUAUUUGGGUCAGCACCUCCAUCUCUGUCGGAGUUGCAGACCAAGGAGCAAUUCGCGGAGAUUAUGACGGCGAUUCGAGCGCAGACGGAGAAGUUGGACGGCUUCAACAACAAGCUCGAGACGCUUGAGGUCAAGGUGGCUUCACUGGAAGAGGUGAAGCCGGUGCUGGUGGAUCUGGCGCUGUGGAAGCCCCGGGUCGAUCUGACUGUGGGUGCUCUCCAGACGGAUCUGGGCGAGUUGCGGCAGAGCAUCGAUCGCCUCGUCAUCAACUCAGCACCACCUGCACCAACGGCUCCUGCAGGGGCAGCGCCUCCUCCACCUCCGGCUGGGGAGCGCCGCGCCAAUCUGCGCACCGGUGACGACGAACGUCACGGGCCUGCUGGCCGCCGCGUCGACAUCUUCACCCGGGGUUCGGUUAUGGGGCCGCAUCCCCAAUCGACCCCGGCCAAGGGUACGCUCCCGUGCCACACUCCUGAGUCUUCAUCCAGUGUCGGGUUUAGAGAUCGUGAUAGGGAGAGGUUUGGAAAAACUCCGAGAGUGGAUUGCCCUGGGUUCAAUGGGGAAGGGCCACUGGAAUGGAAAAUCAAAUGCGAGUCCUACUUCCGUGUGUGUCGGGUAGAUCAGGAUCUGUGGAUCGACACCGCUGUGGUGUAUUUCACUGGGGAGGCUGCUCUUUGGUUACAAUGGACCAAUGCGCACGGCGUCGCCCGAGAUUGGGAUGAUUUCGUGUCCAUGGUGUGUGCUAAGUUUGGUCGUCGCGAGUUUGAGCAGCUGUUGCGUCAGUUCUCGAGGUUGCGUCAAACGGGUACGGUAGCUGAAUAUGCUGUUCAAUUCAACACCGCUAUGAACUGUCUCCUAGCACACCAUCGCUCGUGGGAUCCCCUUUAUUUUGUCACUCAAUUUGUUGAUGGGUUGCGUGCUGACAUUAGAGUGGUGGUUAUGGUUCAACAACCCAAGGAUUUGGACUCUGCGGUUUCUCUUGCUCUCUUACAGGAGGAAGUGAUGGAGUUGACAAGGGAGGCCACGCGUGUGAGCAGUGGGCAUGGUCCCUUCCCCAAGGCUCAAACGCGCACGGCGCUGCCAUUGCCGCCGCCGCCUGUUGGAAGGCCGCCGGGCCUGGCCACACCCUCGUCUCGCGUGGAGGACAAGCGCGGAGUGGCCAGCAACCAGAUGCCAUCCACGGACGACAAGGUGCGGGCGCUGCGAGCAUACCAUCGUGCUCGCGGGGAGUGCUUCGACUGCGGCGAGAAAUGGGGGCGCAAUCAUGUGUGCGCUGCCACUGUUCCUCUCCAUGUUGUUCAAGAGCUUCUGUGUCUCUUGGAGGGUGAGAUGGAACCGCAUUCCUCACCUGUCGACUCGCGCAGUGAAUUAGGCAUGAUAUCUGCAGCAGCCUUACAAGGAAUCGAGCCUCCACAGACAGUUCGAAUCAAAGGAGUUGUACAAGGGCAAGAGGUGCUAAUGUUAGUGGACUCUGGCAGCACUCACAGCUUUAUCAGUGAGGCAAUCGCCGCACGUUGGUCAGGUGUACACCAGUGUAAGCCUAUGCAAGUUAAGGUGGCCGAUGGUGGGACACUCAGGUGUGAUUUGGAGAUUCCAGAGUGUAAGUGGCAAUCACAGGGCACUGAGUUCCGGACUACUCUUCGGUUAUUUCCUUUGGGGUGUUAUGACAUCAUCCUCGGCAUGGACUGGCUGCAGAGUCUGGGUGAUAUGAAUGUGAAUUGGCGCAAGAAACAGCUAUUCUUCCAUUAUCAAGAUCGUCCAGUGUUUCUACAAGGCAUGGUGACUGAUACUACUACCUGUCAGAAGAUAACUGCUGAGGAACUCCAAACCUUGAAUGCAAGCAAUGCUAUCUGCCAUGUGGUCCAGUUGAGUGAGCUGAAGGAAUCAGAGGAGCUGGUGCCAUAUUCACAAGAUAUUCAGAAUCUCUUGUCUGAAUUUGAGGGUUUGUUUGCUGAACCACACGGGCUGCCACCAAGGAGAGAAUUCGACCAUGUCAUUUCACUGUUACCCGGUGCAAGGCCGACCAACAUUCGUCCUUAUCGAUACAACCCAAGUCAGAAGGAUGAAAUCGAGAAGCAAAUUGCAGAUAUGCUUAAGCAAGGGAUUAUUCGGUUCAGCACCAGCCCGUUCGCUUCGCCUAUUCUCUUGGUGCAAAAGAAGGACGGCACAUGGCGAUUCUGUAUUGAUUACAGAUACCUUAAUGCUAUGACACUAAAGAACAGAUAUCCUCUACCCAUUAUCGAUGAGUUGCUCGAUGAGUUAUCGGGUGCGGCAUGGUUCACAAGCCUAGACCUCCGAGCGGGCUACCAUCAAAUCAGGUUGGCUGAAGGGGAAGAGUUCAAGACGGCAUUUCAGUCUCACCAAGGUCAUUACGAGUUUAUGGUGAUGCCUUAUGGCCUGACAGGAGCUCCAGCCACCUUUCAGAAUGCGAUGAACAAGAUAUUCGCACCCCUCCUCAGACGAUGUGUGUUAGUAUUUAUCGACGACAUCUUGGUCUAUAGUAAGACGAUGGCAGAGCAUAGGGAUCAUUUGAGGGCAGUUUUCUCGUUAUUGGAAGAGCACCAGCUGAAGGUCAAGAAGACCAAGUGCUCCUUUGCUCAACCUAAGCUCAAGUAUCUGGGGCACAUUAUCUCUGCUGACGGUGUGUCAACCGACCCAAAAAAUCUGGAGGCAGUACACAAUUGGCCGGUGCCUACCAAUGCAAAAGAUGUGAGGAAAUUCCUGGGGCUCACUGGAUAUUACCGCAAGUUUGUCCGCAACUAUGGACUGAUCAGCAGGGUGCUUACAGAUCUGUUGAAGAAGAAUGAGCUGUUCGUGUGGACAGUCAAUCAUCAAGAAGCCUUUGACACCUUGAAGCAGGCCCUGCUGCAGGCUCCAGUGCUAGCCUUGCCUAAUUUUGCUAAAACCUUCGUGGUGGAAACAGACGCCAGUGAAAAAGGAUUGGGUGCCGUGCUGAUGCAGGAUCAACAUCCUCUGGCCUUCUUGAGCAGAGCUCUCGGGCCGAGACUACGCGGCUUGUCGACAUAUGAGAAAGAAAGCCUCGCAAUCCUUUUGGCCGUUGAUCGCUGGCGACCCUACCUGAGACAAUCCCAGUUUGUUAUUCGGACUGACCAACGUGCCCUCGCCCACCUAGACGAGCAGCGACUCACUACUCCAUGGCAGCACAAAGCACUGACGAAACUGCUUGGCCUACAGUAUACAAUCGAGUAUAAAAAAGGGUGUACCAAUCAAGUUGCUGAUGCUCUGUCACGUCACCCAGCUCUCUCAAUUGGGGAAGUGCUCUCCAUCACGAUGGGUACCCCGGCCUGGCUGGACGACAUUGCUGCGGGAUAUGGUAAGGAUGCAAUCGCUCAGCAGAUUAUCCGACAGUUGGACAAACCGGACUCUACAGUGAAGCACAUGUCUUGGGAUGGACACCUGUUGCGCUUCAAAGGGCGUGUAUGGAUGAAGUCGACGGUGCAGCGGUUCAUUGAUCAAUGCAGCAUCUGCAAGCAAGCUAAGACGGAGCGAGUGAAGUACCCUGGCCUCCUUCAGCCCUUAGCAGUGCCUGACUCUGCCUGGCAGGUGGUGUCGCUCGAUUUUGUUGAAGGGUUGCCCAAAUCGUCGGGUUUUACAACCAUUCUGGUCGUGGUGGACAAGCUCACCAAAUAUGCACACUUCUUGCCUCUCUCUCACCCUUAUACAGCAGCUCAAGUUGCCCAGCUCUACUUCGAUCAGUCCUUGUUCAGGCUGAGCAAGACAGAGAUGCGAAUGAGCACGGCUUAUCAUCCGCAAACAGAUGGGCAGACGGAGCGGGUCAAUCAAUGCCUCGAGACUUACUUACGUUGCUUUAUCAGCACCUGCCCUGCAACGUGGAGUAAGUGGCUUCCGCUAGCAGAAUUCUGGUAUAAUACGGCCUACCACACUGCGAUCAAGACCAGCCCAUUUCAAGCUCGUAUGGCCAUGCUCCGAGAUAUUCUGGGGAUCACGGCUGAGUCGGUGCCGGUGGGUGAUUGGGUGUAUCUACGUCUCCAGCCGUACAUCCAGACGACCUUGGCCAUGCGAGCCAACGCCAAGCUGGCCUUCCGCUACUUCGGGCCAUUCCAGGUGGAGCAAAAGGUUGGGGAUCGUUCCUACCGUCUCAAGUUGCCGGACAAGUCGAAGCUUCAUCCAGUCUUUCAUGUCUCGCUGUUGAGGAAAGGUAUUCCACCAGAAGAAGUGCAUGAGGAGUUGCCGGUGAUCGACGAUGAACACCCUCCCCGACACGUACCAGAGCAAGUUCUACAACGCCGUCAAGUGCAACGUCGUCACAAGACCAAGGACCAGGUGCUGAUUCAAUGGUCAGGACUGCCAGCGUCACUUGCUACUUGGGAGAAUCUCGCCGAGCUGAAGGCCAGGUUUCCUCGAGCUCCGGCUUGGGGUCAAGCCGCUCCUGAAGAAGGGGGGAAUGUCAUGGGCCUACCAACCCACGACGCGUCAAGUGGGCCGUCUCCACGGCCCAGGAGGGCCCGCAAGGACAACCCACGCUACAGCCCAGAAGAAUGGACUACUUGA